Messenger RNA from Misgurnus anguillicaudatus (oriental weatherfish), 7925 nucleotides. It is a transcript of the gene nrg3a, whose product is annotated as neuregulin 3a. The record is from RefSeq and is a predicted model, not a curated record. Gene Ontology annotation, molecular function: chemorepellent activity. Gene Ontology annotation, biological process: nervous system development; intracellular signal transduction; animal organ development. Lineage: Eukaryota; Metazoa; Chordata; Actinopteri; Cypriniformes; Cobitidae.
AGCAGGUGCAGUGCCUCUAUCGCUCUGUCUCUCUCCCUUUCCUGGCAUCAGCAGUAGGGAAGAGCAGAAAGCUGUCUAUGUAUGUGUGCGUGUAUGUGUCUGGCUGCAGUGUCGUAGGCACAGGAAGGCUGGAGCCGUUGCAAAAUCCCACAGGAGAUUAGAGCUGGAGCACACGCUCGUCCGGACUCUUUACAAAUGGCAGCCCUAGGAGAGAGCAUCGGACAGGCAGAACAAACAGAAAACAGACGGAACCAGAAUAAGGAACGGAUGAAUUUUGUCUCGUGGAAAAACUGCAUGCUGUAAUUUUUUACCGUCUCCUUUUCUCUCUCUGUCUGUCUUUUACAAGCUCACUCCUCCCUUCAUCUCUCUGCUCCUCUCUCUCUCUCUCUCUCUCUCUUUCUCUCUCGCGCUCUCGCAGUGGUGGAAUGUAGAUGGGGCUGAGUGUGCGCUCGCUGCUCGGCACGAUAUUAACGACUUGCUGUACGACGACGGGUUUCUCAGCAGCAAGAAGGGAUUUACAACAGUAACGAGUCUGACAACAAUACCAUCCAUCGCCAUUCUUUUGCAGCCUGCAUGCUGUGGAAAACUCUGAUACUGCCACUGUUUCCUCUUCUAGGUCUUGGCUGGAUCGUCUUAGCCGGAGCUCAUGUGCACUUGGUUCGUUCCGCAGAUCCCUGCUCCCGUAAGGAUGCUAUAAAUCUGCAGAAGCUUCUGUCGUUGAAGGGGACAUAUUGCAUCUCGGUCAGUGCAGACUGGUUUUCUCUGAAGGGAUCGGCUUUUUUGGGAUGUGUAUAGCUGAGUCAGCGUUACAAAUACAAAACCGCUAAUCCGAUCGAGAUCUGGAAAAGGAAUUAACAAGAUCAAAAGGGGCAGAGAGGAAAAUACUAAUGGGGUAACUUUUACUGAACUCCUUGUUAACGUAUAAUACUAAUCUCAAGGAAAUGAUAUAGAAAAAUCAUUCUAUCUGCACGAGACGGAUUUGAUUAUCUGACACAGGAGAAAGUGCUACUGCAACGGAGUCAACAUGCAGAUGGCUUCACUCCUCCCUUUUCUUUUGCUCUGCACCUUUAUUUAAAAUUUGAUCGUUUUGAUCUGGAAGUCGUAUGGACAUAUUACUGGACUGUCUCUUACUGGAUUUUGAGUUUUCUACCUCUGGAAUUCUAUUGGAUAUAUGCGCAUGUCUGAUUGUGAGUAUGUGUGUUAGUUUUUGGCAGUGUGGGAUGUGAUCCAGGGAAUGUCUGCCCGACUGUAUUUGUGAAGAUUUCGGUAUUAUUCUGUCCUCAUUUCACUUUUCAAUGCCUGGCAUUACUGCCCGGCAAUUUGCCUCGGGUUUCCUAUGUUUGUUGAGCUCCCGGCCUUGGGGUUAACCCUUUUUGUGCCACGGGCAAGAUGAGUGACAGCUCUGGAACAAUGAACAACUCGGGCGCCAUGGUGCUGGAGGAGCCCGACGUAAGGGGAGGUUCUGGUGGACGCGACCAAGCCCAGGCCCCUGCGCGUGGUGGUCCUUUUAGGUGUGGGAGCUGUGCCCUCUGGCCUCGCCAACAGACCUGGCUCUGCGUAGUUCCACUUUUCAUCGGAUUUAUAGGUCUGGGGCUGAGCCUCAUGCUGCUGAAAUGGAUCGUAGUGGGUACUGUGAGAGACUACGUGCCUACAGACUUGGUGGAUGCCAAGGGUAUUGGCCAAGACCCCAUCUUUCUGUCCAAACCAAGCACUUUUCCUAAAGGACCUGAGACCACUACCACUACUACUAUUGGAGUGCUUUCCUCUGUCAGCCCCACUGUCACCACGGUGGUGAGGGGCAGGACUCGUAUAGUAACUCAGCCAAACAUCCCCCCUAGAGGUGGCGGGGCAUCAGGCAGCCAGGUGACACAAAAGAGUCCUUCUACGCGCUUUGUCACGCGUCAUCCGUCCCUAACUAUCACAGCCGCCUCCACAACAUCUACUGUCCAAACAUCCACCUCUAGCCCUUCUCCCUCCAACCCUGCUGUUCUAAAUGACUCCACCCAAAUGUGGACGAAAGAGCAGUCAUCCACCGAGAGGCAAAUGACCACACCUGGUCGAACCCAUGUCAGCCGCAAGACACCAUCACCGACCCUUCCGCCUUUGAAAUCGGAGCAUUUCAAGCCAUGUCAGGAGAAGGAUCUGGCCUAUUGCCUGAAUGACGGCGAGUGCUUUGUCAUCGAGACCCUGAGCGGCCCACACAAACACUGCAGGUGUAAAGAGGGCUUCCAGGGUAUUCGCUGUGACCAGUUUCUGCCCAAGACUGACUCCAUUCUGUCCGACCCAAUGGAUCACUUGGGCAUUGAGUUCAUGGAGAGCAAGGAGGUGUACAAAAGGCAAGUGAUGUCUAUCACAUGUAUUGCUAUGGGGAUCAGCUUUCUAGGCACCCUUUGUGUGGCUCUCUACUGUCGGAACAAGAGGCGAAGAGAAAAGCUUCAGGCCCACUUGAAAGAAAGCCGCAGCCAGAAAAACUACAACCUCAAUUCUUCCAGCCUGGCCCCUAAGCCCACCCUUAGGCCUCAGUCAGGCCCGCAGCUGCAGAAGUAUUAUAAAUCAACAAGGUCUGCUCCACCACAUGGGGGCGCAGUAUGUGAGUCCCGUACCGCUGCCUCUACCAGUCCACAGGGCACAUCAACAGGAAAGCAUCCCAGGAGCAGUUCCCUUUCUCACAAUCCAGAUCAAAAGAGUUGCUCUGCUCUUCGGUCUGCUCCGCGCAGAACACCGCCAAUAACUAGAGGAUGUCUGAAUGCCAUUGGUGGAUCGAGAGAUUCUGGUCCUGCCUACCAACAUCUAAAGGAAGUAGACAGCUUAGAGAAAGAGUCAGUAAGAAGGAACACCUCGGGCCCACCUAAUGAUCUACAUCAGGAUUCCUUUUACAAUAUGCAAGCCUCACAGUCCUCUAAAUCAUGGAGCAGCCACUUAGACUACAGGUCUACCCGGAGCCUCAGAUCAGGCACCCCUGCUCCCUACCGACCCUGCUCCAUACCCAUCAUCCCCUCUGUCCACUCUUACCAGGACGAGGACUCCUGUAUGCAAACAGCACCUACCGAUGGCACUUCAGCUCCCCUAGAAAGCACAGCGGAUGGCUCUGCCGUCAAUCAGCGCCCCACCGUAACGAUUUCCAAUAAAGCAGCUGGUCGACAGGAGGAAGUGGUCUCUCUGCUAGAUGAGGCUCAGGAACAGCUCAGAGCGCUAGCGUACGCCCAGAGGAAACAGGAGGACACUGUUGGCUCCAUUCCUCAGGGGGCCAAAGAGACUGUGUGCAUCCUUUUAGCAAAUGGUGGGGGACACGGGGGAGUGGCUUCUUUUGGUCCCACAGAGACUCAGUUAGUAGGCCCGAGAGACACGCACAAAGAUGCCACAAAGCCUGGCCAAUGAGAGCAUUUGACCGACAGGACUAGCCACAAACAUCCCUUGCGUCUUGGGCACGAAGCACCAGGGUGCUCUGCCAAAUCGGGAUGAAUCACUAAAACUAACAUUCGAUUUCCGAGAACCUGCUGUGCGUAUGGGCGACUGACAGUCUUGAACACGUGAAAAGAUAAUUUAUUUAUAUGCAUUUAUUUAAGGAGAAACUUCUACUUAGAAAAAGAAACCAAAUAGUCUGUCAUCUCCAUGGUGUUUUAACUGUAUAAAAUAUACAUAAAUAUAUAUAAAUGGAUAUAAAUAUAUGAAUUCAAACUGGUGACCAAGUACAGAAAAAAAAGGAAUAUGGGAAUACGAAAGGUUCUUUUUUUAUUUAUCGAUCCUCCAGUUUCAAAAACUCUAUGUGAGAAAAAGUGCAUUUUAAAAAACAAACAAAAAGGAGUUGUUUUUCACUCACCACAUAUUUAGCCAAGCUAAUGUUGUCCAACACACAAUCUUGUGUUUUGCACCUGCAGCAGCUGUGUUUACUAUCACCAUCCCAGUCAUUGUCCUCUACCCUGCCAAGGAACAUGGCUCCAUCUGCCCUAAAACACAGCAAGCAGAUCAUGGAUUGUAAUCAGACAAAACUCCUAAACAAUCAUUGUGUGCAGGCAUGAGGUAACUGAUAGUUAAGCACUGCCUCCGAGACCUCGAUGGGAGGAAAUUGGUAUGUCUGACAGUAUGUGGAGCGAUCUGCUUUUUCUGUUCUGUGCCUCAGUGACGUUCAGUCUGGUUUAAUUCAUUUCGGUUCGGAUGUGUGUAAAGAUAAGCUCUGUGAACAGAGCAUGUCGUGUUACACACCAUCUGAGAUGCACAAACAAAUCAUGAACGGCCCCUCUGAACGGACAGAGGCGAGUCCUGCGCCGGAUGUCGGGUCAGGAUCAACCGACACAAGGAGCUUCUGUGAUUUUUCUUUUGUUUUUAUGGAAUGAACUGCUGCUUUCUGAUGGGAGGGAGGUGGGGGAACGGUCACAUUGAGUCAGUACUCUACCUGCGGAUCGGGACGUAUUAUUUCUGUGAAUUAACAACCAAAUGUGCUAAGAAAGAAGAAUUAACAAAUGAACCUAUGAUUGUUUGUUUGUUUGUUUGUUUCCAAUGUUUGUUUGUUUUUGUUUCUGACCCCCCACUUAACACAGUUGUGCAUGUUGAUGGUAUUUUAAGCAGUCAAGCCAUGAAGACAGAAAAUUUUCGGGUUUGAUACUGUAACAACAUUUGCUGAAUCUGUCACAGUUGUAUGCCCAUAACGAUCUACAAACAAGCCACAAAAAGAGAAAACGGAGCAAAAGAUGUGACAAUUGACGUGUCUGCUUAUUUCAGCCCAAAUCCUGGUAUAUUACCUUUAAAAUGAAUGGUCUGCCAAGUUUUAUAGAUCAGUUUUAAUAGAAUUUUUGAUGUAUGGUCAAAGAUGUGGUCAAGUUUAUCCUGCAUUUCUAUCUUUUUAUGUGUUUUUCCUCAUCUAACAUUUUUAAGACUAAGUAGUUUGGCAUCAUAAAAAUCUAUAUUUGCCCCCAAUGCAUCUUGCAUUCAUCCUUCAUCUUCCGGUCCACAAGCAGUCCUAACCUGAGGCCAGGUAAAAGUAAAGAUGAAGAGUUGUGAUGACAAAAUGAUCAUGUAAACGAAUAAGAGACCUGAACUAUCUUAAAUAUUAAGAUUGAAUUUGUAUAAAGAACGCAGGAAAGAAUAUAAGGGUGGAAGUUUUCCUUUAAAAUGAGCUGCAUUGACGUUUUAUUUGUAUUUUUUUUAUCCCUUUUGUCAUAAGUGUCAGAAAACCAGUCCACUCUCACCAAAAUGCGUACAAAUAACACGCAGUGUGAUUAUCAUGCAAUAGACACGCCAAAUUCCGAUUUUGCAUGCAUAUGAUACGCCAGUCCUUCCCGUUCACUUAUAUGGCGCAUCUUUUUGUGUCGUUUUAUUUAUUGGUUUUUCAUUUGUUUUCUGUUUUUUACCAUUGUCGCUUGGGUUUUGGGUUAGAGCAACUUUUUGUAACAUAAAAUGACAUCCAAACCCCGAUUUUAACCCCAACUCCAAGCGACCAUGAUUUAAAAUAGACAAAACAUGGAGAAAGCUAUAUAUUGAAUUACAUCCUAAAGCAAAACCCAAAUCUAACCCUAAACCCAAGCGAAAAUGGUUAAAAAAAGGAGAAACCAAAAAAAAAACGCAUUUGGUGAGAAUGGGUUGCAGCACACAUGUCAAACUAUGUACCCCAUCUGUCACUGUACCCUUUCAAAAGUACAGCUUUGCACCUAAAGUGUUGAUAUUAGUACCUCAGAGGUACAUUUUGGUACCAAAGAGCGCUUAUUAGUACCUCAAAGUUACAUAUUAGUAUCUCAAAGGUACUUUUUGGUACCAAAUGUAAACAUAUCUGUACCUAAUGUAUAUAUAUUAGGAUCUUUUUAAAGGGGACAUAUCAUGAAAAUCUGACUUUUUCCAUGUUUAAGUGCUAUAAUUGUGUCCCCAGUGCUUCUAUCAACCUAGAAAAUGUGAAAAAGAUCAACCCAGUAACUUAGUUUUGGUAAACCAUUCUCUGCAAGCAUGUGAAAAAAUAGGUCAUUGUAAUUUGGCUCCUAUUGUGAUGUCAGAAUAGGAUAAUACCGCCCCCUUUAUCUAACCACGGCACAGCCAUUUAGUGCAGAGAGAAAGAGAGAGAGAGAGAAAAUUAUUCACAGCACAACUGAGUUUCAAUUGCAACAAACCACCAUCAUUGUAAUCAGUGUUUGCACUCCAUCUGCUCAUUUGCAUUUUAAAUGACACACCCCAAAACGGUACAAAAGUGGCAAUUUUAACAUGCUGUAAUUAAUUAUCUGUGGGGUAUUUUGAGCUAAAACUUCAAUUACGCACUCUGGGGACGCCAAAGAUUUAGUUUACAUCUUAAAAAAAAUCUCAUAAUAUGACCCCUUUAAAGGGUACAGCCCCAGUGACAGCUGUGUAUACAUAUUUUGAUCAUUUUUUGCAACACUGUAGGCAGAAACUUCAUUAUGCUUAGCUUUACUUAGGACUUUCAUUACUACUACUAAUUUUUCUAAUACUGUUUUUAUUAUUAUGGUCCGAUUACAAUCUUAAAGUUCCUGCUACUUAGUAUUAUUAUUCUAUUAUUAGGAAAUAAUUUCGAAUACCUACAUGUACUCAAUUUCUGGACAAGAUUUAAAGAUAUAGUUUGGGAUUGGAGUAUUACUUGUAUUAUUCUAUUAGUAACAAAAUAUCUCACUUCAUCGUAGACCAGUGGUCUCCAACAUGGUGCCCGCACAGAGUAUGUGAGGUGCCCGCCAAAGCACAUUCUAGUUAAAGUCUUAAUUGUAAUAUUUAUUUAUUGCAUAUUAGCUUUGCUUCUUUUAUGUUAAAAUAAAAGUAAACAAAAACGUUUUGAGUAGAUAAAUAUCAAAAAGUAGCCCUCCAGAUUGUUUUAUCCAUUGUGGUAGCCCUUGCUCACACAAAGUUUGGAUACCCCAGUCCUAGACUAUGUUCAUAAUAUAGUUUGGAAUGGAGAACUACUUAUUACAUUAUCCAAAUAAGGAAAUAUAUUUUAAUAACUCUGUAAUAUCAUGUACUCCAUUCUUAACUGUAUCUAAAAACUGCAAUGAUUUGUUCUUUGCUUUACUCUGGGUACUCCGGUUUCCUCCCACAGGCCAAAAACAUGCAAGUUAGGCAAAUUGGAGAUGACAAAUUGUACCUCCCCCAAAUAUGGAUCAACUUGUCUGAAUAACUUGUGUAUGGAUUAACUGGUUCUCGCCAUAAAUAUAGCCGUAGAUGCUGGAAUGGCUAAAAUAAAGGAAGACGAAGAAGAUUUGUUCUUUUGCUAUUCAGUUUUCUUUGUUUUUAUUUCAUGUAAAGCUCCUUUGGAAUAAUGAAUAAUUGUGAAAAGCGCUAUAUAAAUAAUAAUGAAUUAUAUUGAUUUGAAUAUGGUUAAAGUUCAUUAACUUUUAUUAAAACUUCAUAGGUGGAGCAAUUAAACUGAACUGAUCUAUAAACUUCAGACUCAUUUAUAUCCAGGUACCGGCAGCAAAUAUAUAAAUUGUCCUACUGUUCUUUUCAGCUACUAAUGUGUUUGUUUGAAAUUGAAAAGAUGUUAAAAAAAUUGUUUCAUUUGAGCUGGACCAUAUUUUGUACACUGGUGCUUAAGUGCAUUGAAAUAUGUUUUUGCACAGUAAUUACAAUGUAUGGUACUUUAUGCUGUCAUUUUGACUUAUUGCAGACUGUAAGGUAUAUGUGACUUAAAUUGAUGAAAUAAUUACUGAAGACAAGUGCAUUGAAGACAACAUCAGCUGCGCAAUCGCCAACUGUGCAAAAAGUUGUCACGAGUACAGCUGAAUCUUCAUGGUUCUUCACAUAACAGCCCCUUGACAUAAACUUUAAUGUGCAAUCGCAAAAUCAAGAAAUGAAAUUUCUGUUCAUUCUUGUAUGUGAGAAAUUUCAUUAUUGCCCUUUCAGUUCAAAGAUUUAUUGUUUUCAUUUAAUCAUUUUUUUAUUUUUUCAAUAAAGAUGAAUCUUCAGUGUUGAAUAAUGCAAGAUUGUGUGUUUUGUGGGUU